Molecule: messenger RNA, 2311 nt
Organism: Cololabis saira (Pacific saury)
Lineage: Eukaryota; Metazoa; Chordata; Actinopteri; Beloniformes; Belonidae
Gene: cpsf4
Product: cleavage and polyadenylation specific factor 4
Exons: 8
Coding region: 266-1072 (268 amino acids)
Molecular function (GO): RNA binding; zinc ion binding
Source: RefSeq, a predicted model, not a curated record
UCGGAGUUCAGCGUGCGCGCGUCUCAAACACAAUCAGGAACAAGAACUUUAUUAUGUUCACUUUUAGCCUUUAAAAACGUUUAAACCACAGAUGUCUGGACCUCCAUGACUUCAGCCCGUCUGCUUGUGUCGAGCCUCGUGUUUGUUGGGUCUCCUCGCGGCCUGGCCGGCCGAUCCCCGAGCAGCUAGCGGCUCAACCGCUACUCCAACCCACUCAAAACUAGAUUUAUCUUAGUUUGGACGGAACUGGACCUCAGCUUCAGACAUGCAGGACAUCCUGGCCACCGUGGACCACAUCAAGUUCGAUGUGGAGCUGGCGGUGCAGCAGCAGCUGGGGGCUCAGCCGCUGCCCUUCCCCGGCAUGGACAAGUCCGGGUCGGCGGUGUGUGAGUACUUCGUGAGGGGAGCCUGUAUGAAAGGUGGGAUGUGUCCCUUCCGCCACAUCAGCGGGGAGAAGACGGUGGUGUGUAAACACUGGCUCAGAGGACUCUGCAAGAAGGGGGACCAGUGCGAGUUUCUCCAUGAAUAUGACAUGACCAAGAUGCCUGAGUGCUACUUCUACUCAAAGUUUGGCGAGUGCAGCAACAAAGAGUGUCCCUUCCUUCACAUCGAUCCAGAGUCUAAGAUCAAAGACUGUCCGUGGUACGACCGAGGGUUCUGCAAGCACGGUCCUGACUGUAGACACAGACACACAAGGAGGGUGAUCUGUGUCAACUACUUGGUGGGUUUCUGUCCAGAAGGAAAAUCCUGUAAAUUCAUGCACCCCCGUUUUGAAUUGCCUAUGGGAACUUCUGAACAGCCGCCUCUUCCACAGCAAGCCCAGAACCAGACAAAGAAUAUGUCUAACAUGGGUCGGUCGUCACUUUCUCUAAUCCAACUGACCAACUCCAGUCCAGGCCAGCGGCCGCAGCACAUCCCAAACCUGGGUCAGCCAAACAACAUGGGCAUGGGCAUGGGCAUGAACAGAGGACCGCGUCCUCUGGACCAAGUUACCUGUUACAAGUGUGGAGAAAAGGGCCACUAUGCCAACAAAUGUACAAAGGGCCACCUUGCCUUCCUGAGUGGACAGUAACUGAUGACCUCGACAUCCAAACACCACAGAGCUGCAGCUCUCGCUGCUCCAACGUGAGGGCAGCUGAAUACGGGAGGUCUCUCUGCUCCACCAGCUGGAGUCGAACCUAAAGACUCCAACUUCCACUCGUGUAGCUUCAGAGACGAGGACAACAGCAAAUAAAAAGCUGCAACUAUUUCCCCUCAAACUGUGGACAUGUGGAAGUGACUCACAGUGCAGAGGAUGACUAAACCAGCAAGUUUUUGUUCUGGGCACCUCGCACUGCUGUGAAGACAAAAAAAAAAAAACUAAAAAAAGAGAAGAUGACACCAAGGAUUGUUUGCAGUCUCUUCAGGCUGCAGUGCCACCCCCGUUUUGAUACAACUCAGGUCAUGUGACUGCACUGAAGUGCUACCGCUCUGUUAUGUUCUAAUAAAUCUGAGUGUUAAUUCACAAAUGAUCAAGGGGAGUGGGAGUGGAAAGGGUUUGUAUUUUCCUAAAAAAACAAUUCUUGUAAUAUCUGGAGUUAAUUUCUGACCAGAUUUCAGACAUUUGAACCUGAAUAAGGAGCUUUUUGUUUGGAGGAUUCAAGCAGUAUGGACCUGCUGAAAGAAUUGUUUUGUUAAAAGUUGAAUAUAGUCUACACCAGUAAAUGUCAGAUUUGUCAUGCCCCUUGAUUUUUCUGCAGUUUCAUCCAGCAGGGCAACUACACUCGAAUAGUAAAUUCUAAUUUCUGCACGUACUUUAAGGAAAAAACCAGAUCCCUCAACAAAGACAGCAUACUCACAUUUAUUAAUGUUUUAUUGGUCACAACAGAAAUAUUAAACAGAGCUGAGUCAAAGGAGCAGAGGAACCACGAAAUCCAAGUUCAACCCCUGAUGGCUGCUGAAGGGGCUCAGUGGUACUUCCUCCAGCGGUCAUGUUCUGCAAUAGAAGGCAGUAGAAGAUACUUAAAAUACAAAUAUCAAACACUGGCAGUAAAGAGAAAGUUAAGACGUGGUGAACGUGAGUUGUGGGAGUGUAAAUGUCUUACUGAUGUGGUCGUAUUCCCACAAGUAGCUGAGGGUCACGUAGCCCACGAGCAGCAUAGCCAAGCCACCGAUGCCUCCCUUCUUCACAUUGAUGUACUUGUUAUAGUAUCUGUCAUGGCCUGAAAGAGGUCAAACAGCAGUUGAAAACAGUUCAGUGUCCUAUAGGUAGAUGUGAGUUUAUCUGUGAUCUGAAUAAAUCACACUGAGCAACAGUUUCAGUUUUUAAGAU